AUGGUCAGCGCCUGCCAGAUCGUGCAAGCCAUCAUCAAAGUCUAUGUGCCAUGCUGCCUGAUCGGCGCAUUUCUGUUGCAGGACCAGCCCCUCACGGCCCUGCUUGCGCCCCGCGGUCCGCUCGCGCUGUUCUCUGUCGGCCCGGCAAGCAGGCUCGACGCCGCGGCGCCGCUGGUGGGCCAAACGGCGGCGGUGGCCAGCCCGGCACCAGGGCUGGCGCCACGAACGAGGCCGACGCCGACGCUGACGCCGAAGCCGACGCCAGGGCCACCCGCAGCUGGCGAAGGCCACGGGCCUGCUGGCGGGGGCGCGGAAGAAGACGAGCCCCCGCUCCCGGCCGUCCUGGAGCACGGCUGGUUCCGUGAUUCCAGGUGUACGAAGCUCGCCAUCCCGUGGAGGGGUGCCCCCAGCAACAUAGACGUCUGGCGUCCCAACGGGUCUUGCCUCCAUACAGAUGGAAGCAAGGAGUCGUACCAGUUUGUCUGCAGCGCGUCCCUUGGGCUCGUGUUCGUGCAGAAGAUGGACCGAGAUUGCAACAGGUUGAAGCAGCAGAAUGCCAUAGCGCCCGAGAUGUGGCAGCGCAUAAAGCGGGGCGAGUGCAUCUUCUAUGGCACCGCCGAGAUGGGCAACGACGUGUACAGCCAGCUGAACACGACGCUGCCAGCAUCGUACGGAGUGGGCUGCGCGGCCUUCCCCCCCCCCCCCGCGGCCUUCUAUCGGGGACAGGGCCGGCGUCGCCUGCCCUCCCGGCUCGGCCGCGCUCGGGGUCGACGGCGGGCGCAGGCUCGAGCUGAGCCUCCUCCUCCCGUCGAAGUUCAGAGACCUCUUCGCCUCCGAGCAGGUUCAGCAGUACAGCUUUUGCAUUAA
Molecule: messenger RNA, 867 nt
Organism: Prorocentrum cordatum
Lineage: Eukaryota; Dinophyceae; Prorocentrales; Prorocentraceae
Source: the annotation of a GenBank genome assembly